Molecule: messenger RNA, 1353 nt
Organism: Penicillium macrosclerotiorum
Lineage: Eukaryota; Fungi; Ascomycota; Eurotiomycetes; Eurotiales; Aspergillaceae
Product: DMT family transporter
Exons: 2
Coding region: 1-1353 (450 amino acids)
Cellular component (GO): membrane
Source: RefSeq, a predicted model, not a curated record
AUGUCUCCUCACUCAUCAUCCCUGUCCGCUGCUCCACCGACCCCCAAAAUUUCCAAUAACGACAGCCAGAUCACCGGCCACGACGAUCACCCUGACGCACCCUUGCCAGCCGGCCCAUACUGCUAUCGCGAUGACCCGGACGCCGAGCCGGACUCGGAGCGGGAUGACCUAACCCCAUACGAGCCGCGGCCAAUUGAGGACGAUGGCGCGGCACUUGAAGCGUCUCGGCCACGGAGCGCGUGGCGGGCGCAGGCGCGGGUGUUCUGGCUGCGCAACAAGGGCAUGUUCCUCGUGCUGCUGGCGCAGAUGUUCGGGGCCAGUAUGAAUGUGAUGACGCAAGUGCUGGAGAUUCAUAGCUCGAUGCACCCCUUCCAGAUCCUGUUCGCUCGGAUGUCUAUCACCGCCGUCGCCAGCUAUCUCUACAUGUGGUACGCGCGCGUGCCCGCCCCCUUCGGCACUCGGCCUGUGAUCUGGCUGCUUCUGAUCCGCGCUACGUGUGGUUUCAUGGGCGUGUAUGGACUGUAUUACUCAGUGCAGUACCUGGAGCUGUCGGAGGCGACAGUGAUCACGUUCCUGGCCCCGAUCCUGACCUGCUACGCGUGCUCUCUGCUGAUUCCCGGCGAGACGUUCUCGCGGCGGCAGCAGCUGGCGGCGCUGGUGUCGCUGGCCGGCGUCGUGCUCAUUGCGCGGCCGUUCUCGACGCGCGCUCCCAGAAACUCGAGCCCGGGCUCUGGUCCAGGGGCUGGCGACAGCGCUGGCACUGGGGAUGAAAGCCCCGACGCGGCGGAUUCGUACCACCACUUGCUGGCGACGGUGGUCGCGUUCGUGGGGGUGCUCGGCGCGGCGGGCGCGUAUACGUCGAUCCGGAUGAUUGGGCGGCGGGCGCACCCGUUGGUAUCGGUGACCUACUUCUCGAGUGUGACAACGGUGAUCUCGUUCGUGGCGAUGCUGCUGCCGUGGAUACCGUUCCGGCUGCCGGCGACGGGGCUGGAAUGGACGUUGUUGACGGGGCUGGGCGUAUGCGGAUUCUUGCUGCAGUUCCUAUUGACGGCGGGCCUGAGCUAUGUGCCGCCGGCGUGGGUGGGCAGCGUCAAGGCGGGCCAGGGGUCGCGGGCGACAUCGAUGGUGUAUACGCAGAUGCUGUUUGCGCUGUUCUACGACAAGGUGGUCUGGGGCAGCACGCUGUCGCCCGUGAGUUGGGCGGGGUCCGGACUGAUCCUGGCAUGUGCAGUGUAUGUGGCGCUGGUGCAGGAGGGUCGAUCGGAGCCCAAGGUGGUAGGCGCUGAAGAAGAUCAUCCGCGGUUCAAGGACGGGAAUGAUGAGGAGGCAGCAACUCCAGCUGCACGAGGAUGA